GUUUUAGGGGGGAAAUUGUGUUGCCGUUUCGGGUACUUUGCAUCGCAUCCCACUACAUCCCGCGUCGCAUGAUAAUCCCAGUUCCCAAUUGCGCUCGUGCGCUUCCGGUGUUGGCCUGAAUCGUGAUAGGAUUCAAAUCGGCGGUCGGCAACAAGAAAAAGAAAGAUUAGGGAAAUCAAUCAAGAAACUCAGAACCGUCCGUCCGUCCGGCGGGAAAUCAAUCAAAUCGGAGCCGCCGACGCUGUCGAAGUGAGAAGAAGAGAGGAAAGGAAGGCCGCCUUCUUUCCUUCACGUAAUAAUCUCUUGGUCGGUGUCGGAGGGCGGGCGGAGCCAUUCGUUUCUCUUUUCUUUUGGAAGAAUUCCCCUCGUCUCGUGGAUCCCCUGUCGUGCCUGCGGGAUCCGUGAUUGGUCCGGGGUUGGCGAACCUCGGGUUUUCUCUCUCCCUCUUGGUCUCUCCGCGGUCGUCAUCAGGCGGUCUCCACACCCCGCCCGCCAGCAGGCCGUAGCUGCUACUGCGAGAGAGGAGCAAAGGUGUGUCGGUCGGUUGGGUCUCGUCUAUCCUCCUCCUGCUCAUCGCUUUCUCCUCCUUUGCUGCGGCGCUCAUAAAGCACCCUAUCCUCCUCUUCCUCCUCUUCCCCCGGUGGUUCUGCUUUCUUCUAGGGGUUGGGUUUCGCUCCUCGAUUGGGAACUGCCAGAACGUGGAGAGGGCGUUCGGUCUAUCUCCGGCUAGGGUUUGGGCUCUUCCACUUUAUCUUUCUCCCUCUUCCUCUUUUUACGCCGAAUUUUGAUCUCCCUUCUAUUUUCCAUGUACUUGAAUACGGUCACUUUGACAUCCAACUGCGGCCUUAGAUGGUUAGGUGAUCAUCACCUUCCCAAGCCCUUGUUCUCGUGCCUUAGUUUAUUCCUGACUAUUGUUUUUCACUUCCUAUUUGCUACAACUGCUUUUUGCUAUCGCGUUGUUUCCUUCGCUGACAUGAUAACUGAUGGUAGGAGUCAGUCAUUAGACUGUUGAAUUGAGGGUAUUUGAUGAUCGUAAUCGUCCUGAAAACAGCCGGUCAAUGUCCUAAGUUGCAAGUGGACUUAAAAUACUUGAGAACAGAAGGAGGAGGAGGAGGAGGAGGAGGAGGGCAAGAAGAAAAAAGAGAUCUUUGUGAUUUCUUCCUUUUCUUUUCCCGUUAAUUCUUUACUCGUUUUACCUCUUUAUCUUCCUUCUACUAGUCGGGACAUCGAUCAGAUUACAUUUCCUUGUCCAAAAGAGCUAGAUGACAUGAGAAAGAAAAGGUGAUAGGCUUCGCUUUUGGUGACUGGAAUCAUGAGGCUGAUCCUCUCUGGUUUGCUUCCAUUUAAUAUGCUAUGAUUGGUGCGGGGUUCUUGAAGUUUGGAUUCUCAAGCCAUAAGUGUCGACACACAUUCUCUAUAGAUACAGGGGAAGACGAUGAAUGUACGUGCGCAUAUUUCAGGACAGAUGACAAAUCAAGCAAGAUCACAAUUGUCUGGUUUGUCCCAGCACAAUGGCAACCCUUUACAUUCCCAGAUACAGAAUCUAGGACCUCUUAGCAUGGAUCCCGAACUUCUGGCAGGACGCAAAGCUAUGCGUGACAAGAUUUACGAUUACCUUGGAAGAAGAAAUCAUCCCUCUUCCGGUGAUUGGCUGCAUAGAUUACCAGAACUUGCAAGGCGGUUGGAAGAGUGCAUAUUCAAGGAUGCUGCUACAAAGGAAGAUUACAUGAGUAUGGUGAUGGAGCCAGUUGAGCACCAUUUGCAAUUGAUAAUGAGGAGUUUACCAAACCACAGCCCUUUGUUGCAUAAUUUCACUUCUUCCUCUUCUCUCAAUACAAUGGUUCCAACACCUGGUACACCCCAUAAUGGCGGCACAAAUUCUGGAGUUUCUUGUGCAGCAGAAAACUCUGCUAUUACAGCCAGUAGUGCUGGUAUAGGCAUUGCCAACAUGGGUAACUUACUACCAACUGGAAAUGGCUUAACUGAUAGUGCCUCCUUCAAUGCAUCCAGAGGACCAAUAUCUAAUGGGUACCAGCACCCACCUGCCAAUGCUGCCUUUGGUUCUGGUGGAAACAGUAUAUCAAUGGCUUCAAUGGGUAUCCCACGACAACUAAGUCAAAUGGUACCAUCUCCUGGGUUUAGUAAUCUACAGGCAGUGUCCAUGAACUCUGGAUGCUCCAGUGGAAUUGGGCUUUCCAGCAUUGAGUCCAGUGUGGCUCCACUGUCACAACAACCGAAGCAGUAUGUUGGAAGUCAAAACAGCCAUAUAUUGCAUAGUAUUGGAGGCCAAAUUGGUGCUGCAGUGAGGUCUAAUUUGCAGCAGAAGCCUUCAGUGUAUGGGUUUACAAAUGGACUUGUGAAUGGUGGGUUAGGGUUAAUUGGGAGUAACAUGCAGCUGGGAAAUGGGCUCGUGGCAUCAGAGGGCCACAUUAGUACAGCUCAUCAUGGUAGCUCUCCAAAACCUAUACCGCAGCACUUUGAUCAGCAACAUCACCGACAAAGGAUCCCAACAUCAUUGUCCCAGCGUAUGUUACCAAUGGCAGGGGAUGGUUAUGCAGUGAAGGGAACUGAUUUAGCUGGUUCUGGGAGCAUUUAUGGACCUAGGUCAUCCACUUCAUCUGCCACAAAUAACCUGAAUAUGAAUACUGCAGGCUUGCACUCGAAGUCAAGAAUAAAUUCAGCUUUGCUAACCAAUCAUGCAAGUUUGCAGUCAAUGCAACAGCUUCCACAUAUAAGACCUCAAAUGUUGGAUCAUUCACAAAAGGUGAACUUCCAGUCCAAUCAGCCCACACAUGAAAAUUUACUGCAAUCACAACAACAAAUGCAGCAAAUUAAGCAACAGCCUAAUCAGCCUUAUGCACAGUUUGCUCAAAAUCAACAUCAGCUACAACAGCAUCAAGAAAGCCAGCAGCAGCAACAGCUUGUGCUAAAGAAUGAUACCUUGAGGCAGUUUUCAAUGCCUUCCGAUCUCUAUGGACAGCUAAUGCCCAAACAUGCAGUUGUAUCCCUUAAUGAAUCAUUGCUUCCACAAGGCACGGAACAAAUUCACCUUCCAGAGUUAGAGAGUCAAAACCUGCAGUCUGCUGAUGAUCAUCUGAAAAGUGCUCAAUGGCCAGGUCGUUUAUCUGGCUCUCAGGGUCUUCAUGCCUCAUUGUCACAGGGUUCACAGCAAUUAUUGCAUCCACACCAGCAGGAUGAUAAGUUUCAGAAUGAGAUUAGUUGCCUUUCUGGUAGAUCACAACCAGAGGUGCUCGUGCCGGUUCAAUGGCAACCCCGAUCAUUGAUGAUAAACCACAUGCCGGAUAAGUCUUCAGUUGAACAACACAUCCAGGAGGAACUUCAGCAGAGAUCAGCGGGACAAGAUGAAGCUCAACGACCUCAUAUAUCAUCAGAGGGGUGUCUCGCCAGUUUUGCUGCUCCAGCAGUAAGUGCUACAGUGCCACAAUAUUCGAGAGGAGUGACCUGUGGACCUGAAAACUUUACACAAAAACGAAAUUAUCUCAACCAGCUGAGGUGGCUGUUGUUUUUGUACCAUGCUCGUUGGUGUUCAGCUCCGCAAGGAAAAUGUCAAGAACCUUACUGCAUAAAAGCUCAAGAUCUAGUGAAGCAUAUGGAUAAAUGUGAUAGGAAAGAAUGUCCAUACCCACGCUGCUCAGUUUCUAAGAGACUUGCUAAUCAUUUCCGUAAUUGUGAAGCAACAAAUUGUCCUGUCUGUAUUCCUGUACGUGAAUAUAUAGUAUCAAAUCGACAGGCACGUGCUCAUUCUCUACCUGAUUCUGGUUUGGUGAGCCAGACUCAUGGCUCAUGUAAAGGUAUCAAUGUGUCAGAAGCUGAGAGAAUGAAGAGAGACAAAACAGCUGUUGAAACUUCCGAUGAUCACCAUUCUUUGCUGAAACGCAUGAGAGUGCAACAUAUAUCCCCUUCUGUUGUUCCUAAGAGUGAAUUUUCUCCUAUUUGUGUUCCUCCAAACCAACCCCAUGCCUCGCAAGUAGAACAGGCACAAGAAUGUGAACAGACUGAUGUGACAAUGUCUACUAAUUCUGAGGUUAUAGGAGGGAAAAUGGAUACAUUAAUGGGCUCUGUGCAUGAAGAUUCAUCCAUGUUUGGCAAUGGUAUCAAUGGGAAUGUGCGUACUAUGAGACCUGAUAUAGAUCAUGGUGUCUCAAAUGAUGUUGAUGGUCAUGCCAAGCAAGAAGCUUUGGUGGUUCUAAAAGAGGUUGACCAAGCUAAGACUGAAGUUAAGCAGGAAGCAAAUGAUCCACAAACAGAUCCAAUGGCUGGAACUAAAUCAGGGAAGCCAAAGAUAAAAGGUGUUUCAUUAACUGAGCUGUUCACUCCAGAACAAGUUAGGAAGCAUAUUGUUAGUCUGAGGCAAUGGAUUGGUCAGAACUCGUUGAAUUUUUGCUUGCAGAGUAAGGCCAAGGCUGAAAAGAAUCAAGCAAUGGAACAUUCAAUGAGUGAGAACUCAUGCCAGCUGUGUGCAGUGGAAAAGCUUAACUUUGAACCUCCUCCAAUAUAUUGUACACCAUGUGGUGCUCGCAUAAAGCGGAAUGCAAUGUAUUAUACCAUUGGAAGUGGUGAAACCCGACAUUACUUCUGUAUUCCAUGCUAUAAUGAGGCUCGUGGUGAAACUAUUGAGGUGGAUGGUUCACAACUCCAGAAGGCAAAGCUUGAGAAGAAGAGAAAUGAUGAGGAAGCUGAAGAAUGGUGGGUUCAGUGUGAUAAAUGUGAAGCUUGGCAACAUCAGAUAUGUGCUCUUUUUAAUGGCCGUAGAAAUGAUGGUGGACUGGCAGAAUACACUUGCCCUAAUUGCUACAUAGAGGAGAUUGAAAGAGGUGAGCGCAAGCCCUUGCCACAGAGUGCUGUUCUGGGUGCCAAAGAUCUGCCAAGAACUAUACUUAGUGAUCACAUAGAACAAAGGCUUUUUAGGUGUCUGAAGCAAGAGAGGCAAGAGAGAGCACGGCAUCUUGGAAAAAAUGUUGAUGAGGUUCCUGGGGCAGAAGGACUUGUGAUUAGAGUUGUAUCAUCAGUUGACAAAAAAUUGGAAGUGAAGCAACGAUUUUUGGAAAUAUUCCAGGAUGAGAAUUACCCAACAGAAUUUUCUUAUAAGUCCAAGUCUAUAUUGUUGUUUCAGAAGAUAGAAGGUGUAGAAGUAUGCCUUUUUGGCAUGUAUGUUCAAGAAUUUGGUUCAGAAUGCCCUUUCCCCAACCAGAGGCGUGUUUAUCUUUCAUAUCUGGACUCUGUCAAAUACUUCAGGCCUGAGAUAAAAACAGUGACUGGGGAAGCUCUACGCACUUUUGUUUAUCAUGAAAUUCUGAUAGGAUAUCUUGAAUACUGCAAGAAACGGGGCUUCACAAGCUGCUACAUUUGGGCUUGUCCUCCUUUGAAAGGUGAAGACUAUAUCUUAUAUUGCCAUCCGGAGAUUCAGAAGACCCCAAAAUCUGACAAGCUUCGGGAGUGGUAUUUAUCUAUGCUUCGGAAAGCUGCAAAGGAAAAUCUUGUUGUUGAUCUCACUAAUUUAUAUGAUCAUUUUUUUGUUACUCUGGGGGAAUGUAAGGCUAAAGUAACUGCAGCUCGUUUGCCAUAUUUUGAUGGAGACUAUUGGCCAGGUGCAGCAGAGGAUAUGAUAAAUCAACUUCGCCAAGAAGAAGAUGAUAGAAAACAACAGAAGAAAGGAAAAAUUAAGAAGAGUAUCACAAAAAGGGCUUUAAAAGCUGCCGGUCAGGCUGAUCUCAGUUCUAAGGAUGCUUUGUUAAUGCAAAAACUUGGUGAAACUAUCUGUCCUAUGAAGGAAGAUUUUAUCAUGGUUCAUUUGCAGCAUUGUUGCACUCAUUGUUGCCUACUUAUGGUGUCUGGGACACGUUGGGUUUGCAACCAAUGCAAAAAUUUCCAACUUUGUGAUAAGUGUCAUGAUGCAGAGCAAAGGCUUGAGGAGAGGGAGAAGCAUCCAAUUAAUAGUAGGGAGAAGCAUGUGCUCUGUCCAGUUGAAAUUAAUGAUGUUCCCCUGGAUACCAAGGACAAAGAUGAGAUCCUAGAAAGUGAGUUUUUCGACACCAGGCAGGCAUUCUUGAGCCUUUGUCAGGGAAACCAUUAUCAAUAUGACACUCUACGCCGAGCCAAGCAUUCUUCAAUGAUGGUCUUAUAUCACCUUCAUAAUCCUACUGCACCCGCCUUCGUCACCACAUGCAAUGUCUGCCAUCAUGACAUCGAAGCUGGUCAGGGCUGGCGAUGCGAAAUUUGUCCUGAUUUUGAUGUAUGCAAUACUUGUUAUCAGAAGGAAGUAGGUAUUGAUCAUCCCCAUAAAUUGACAAAUCAUCCAUCAAUGGUAGAUCAGAAUGCUCAAAAUAAAGAAGCUCGACAGCAACGGGUUUUGCAGCUUAGGAAAAUGCUAGAUCUUUUGGUGCAUGCUUCACAGUGUCGUUUUCCACACUGUCAAUAUCCAAAUUGCCGUAAAGUCAAGGGACUUUUCCGUCAUGGUAUGUACUGCAAGACACGUGCUUCAGGAGGCUGUGUUCUGUGCAAGAAAAUGUGGUAUCUUCUUCAACUCCAUGCUCGAGCUUGUAAGGAAUCAGAAUGUAGUGUACCACGGUGCCGGGAUUUGAAAGAACAUUUGCGAAGGUUGCAGCAGCAGUCUGAUUCCAGGCGGAGGGCUGCAGUGAUGGAGAUGAUGAGGCAACGGGCUGCUGAAGUUGCUGAGAACAAUGGAUGACCUACCGUACAGAUGGGCUUCUCUAGUUGGAAGUUGGAAGGAGACUGCUGGUUGCUCACCCCAAACAUUUGACUGGUCUGGACAAGCAGCUGAUAGGGAGGCAGCAGAGCUAUGAAUUGGUGGAAACACAUGGAUCAAACACAAUUAUGGGAAUUUGGUCUUCCACCAGCUUUUCUGUGAUCCAGAGAUGGAUUGAUGACUUGGCAUCGUCUUCAAAGCUAACCAUAUUGAGCUGAACUUUUUAAGGUUAUUGGUCAGUCUCAUCCCGACCGGGGUAAUUCUUUAAUUGGUCUUAUAUGAAUCCCAUCAUCUGUUGGUGAUGGUUGUAUAAUAGAUGUCCAAAUAUGUCAAUAAUCAGUAAAAGUGAGGGUUGUUUUUGUUUCCAUCCCUUUAUUUAUGUCUUCAUCUGGAGGGAGGGAGAACAGAUGGACAGCCCAUGCAGUUGUUACGCCUGUCCCAUUUUGUAGAAUGUAUGUCUGUUUGAAAAUGAAAAAAAUAAUCUGUUUCAGCAGCAUUA
Phoenix dactylifera (date palm) is the source of this 7226-nucleotide messenger RNA. It is a transcript of the gene HAC1, whose product is annotated as histone acetyltransferase of the CBP family 1. Lineage: Eukaryota; Viridiplantae; Streptophyta; Magnoliopsida; Arecales; Arecaceae. The record is from RefSeq and is a predicted model, not a curated record. Gene Ontology annotation, cellular component: transcription regulator complex; histone acetyltransferase complex. Gene Ontology annotation, molecular function: chromatin DNA binding; zinc ion binding; transcription coactivator activity. Gene Ontology annotation, biological process: positive regulation of transcription by RNA polymerase II.